Messenger RNA from Caenorhabditis angaria, 627 nucleotides. Lineage: Eukaryota; Metazoa; Nematoda; Chromadorea; Rhabditida; Rhabditidae. The record is from the annotation of a GenBank genome assembly.
AUGCUAUCGAUUUUUCUUCUUCUAAAAUUAUUUUAUCUAUCUGAAACUCUGAAAAUCGACGAAAGUUUCACAUUUAUUGAUUGCCACGAUGGAAAACACGACAAAACUUGGUUUGAAAAUCAUUUUGACCUCGAAAAUUCCACCAAAGAUUGCUCAUAUUCACUUUUAUCUAUGAAUUUGAAACUUCACAUUGAAGGUUCGGUUUUGAAAAGCGCGGAGGAUUUGAAUUGUCUGGACUCAUAUUAUACUUCAACCAAAUUAGCCUAUAAUGAAGCUGGUGAACUUAUGAAUUAUAUUUGGUCUCUAGCAGAAAGACGGGUCAAAAAUAUGUUGGUAAAUUUAUUUUUCAACGAUUUCGAAUUCGAAGAUUGUCCCAAAGCACCUCAAAAAUACACCAAAAAUCUUGGAAACCGCGAAGAUUUUAUUGAUUAUUUUCUAUUAUCUGCUGUUGAACCAAUCGAAGUCAAAAUCAUCAGUGCUGAAAUUCACGGGAACAAUAAUUUGUAUUUCUUCUCGCCCGUCACAAUGCGAGAGGAUUCUGCGAUUUUUUAUUGGGCCAAGAAGGAUGGGAAGAAGUUUCGGAUUUUCAGAGCUAAACGAUUUUAUUGUGAUGGUUUUGGUGAAUAA